Messenger RNA from Stomoxys calcitrans (stable fly), 1044 nucleotides. Its product is annotated as luciferin sulfotransferase. Bases 8 to 997 code for a protein of 329 amino acids. Lineage: Eukaryota; Metazoa; Arthropoda; Insecta; Diptera; Muscidae. Gene Ontology annotation, cellular component: cytoplasm. Gene Ontology annotation, biological process: sulfation. Gene Ontology annotation, molecular function: sulfotransferase activity. The transcript is spliced from 5 exons. The record is from RefSeq and is a predicted model, not a curated record.
UCUUAGCAUGAUCACCAGACGUUCACGUACAUCGGAAAAUAUUGCCAAAAGGCAAAGGCAACGCAAAUUCGCAAAUGUAAGCACAUCUGGUGAACACAUUCCACUAACCAAUAUGAAUUGGUCAGAACGUUGGUGUACCCUGCCCUUGGAAGAUGAGACACAAAUUAAGCAAAUCUAUGAGUUUGAAGUGAGAGAAGACGAUGUCUAUGUGGUUACAUUUCCAAAAUGUGGCACUACCUGGAUACAGGAGGCCACAUGGUUGUUGGGGAAUGAUUUGGAUUUUGCAACAGCCAAUAGUGUAGAUCUAACUAUGCGCAGUGUAUUCAUGGAGUUAAGUGCAUUGUAUACCUCUAUGCCACGCAAUACCAUAGAACUGUCUAAGGCAGCUAAAUCACCUAGAGUUUUGAAAUCGCAUUUGCCUGCUCAUUUAAUACCCAAACAAAUAUGGGAGAAGAAGAACAAGAUCAUUUAUUGUGCCCGCAAUCCCAAAGACACUGCAGUCUCCUAUUUUCAUUUUCAUCGUGGCCUUGGCACCUGGAUGGGUGAAAUCGAUGAAUUUGUAGAGGAUUUAAUAAAUGAUGACAUUUUGUAUUCCCCCUACUGGCAACAUCUCAUGGAUUUUUGGCAAAUGCGCAAACAAGGGAAUGUUUUUUUUACCACCUAUGAGGAUAUGAAAAGAGAUUUGAGAAAAGUUUUAAUUGAGCUGAAUGAUUUUUUAGAAAAACCUACGCUAAGUGAUGAAAAUCUACAAAAGUUGGAAGAGCAUUUAUCGUUUAAUAAUAUGAAGGCCAGUACACGUACCAAUUUAACAUACGCUGUGAAAGCUGGUCAUGGCAGUCCACAUGUUCGUCCGGACUUUGAGUUUAUGCGUCGUGGCAUUGUUGGAUCCUAUAGAGAUGAAUUAGGUCAAGAAUCCUUGGAGAAAUUGGAUAAAUGGACUUCACAAAAUUUGGCAAAGUAUAAUGUAACUUUGAAGGAGAUAUUUGGAGAGCUUUAAAGAAAAAACAAAACACAAAUAUUAAUCUGUUAAUAUAUAAACAAAAA